UUACUGAAAUUCUGUACACCAACCGCUAUCUUUUUUUUUCUUCCAGUCUUCUGUCACACUGAGACCCGGGCCCACGCUGAAGAGCGACUGCUGAAGAAGCUUUUUCUGGGGUAUAACAAGUGGUCCCGUCCCGUGGCCAACAUCUCUGAUGCCGUUCUAGUGCGCUUUGGACUAUCUAUAGCCCAGCUCAUUGAUGUGGAUGAGAAAAAUCAGAUGAUGACCACGAACGUGUGGGUGAAACAGGAAUGGCAUGAUUACAAGCUGCGUUGGGACCCUCUGGAAUACGAGAAUGUGACCUCAAUACGGAUCCCAUCAGAGCUGAUCUGGAGGCCGGACAUUGUCCUUUAUAACAAUGCUGAUGGGGACUUUGCAGUGACCCACUUGACCAAAGCCCACCUCUUCUAUGACGGACGGAUAAAGUGGACACCCCCAGCCAUUUACAAGAGCUCCUGCAGCAUUGACGUCACUUUUUUCCCCUUCGACCAGCAGAAUUGCACCAUGAAGUUCGGCUCAUGGACCUAUGAUAGAGCCAAGAUCGAUCUGAUCAGCAUGCACAAUCAUGUCGACCAACUUGACUACUGGGAGAGCGGAGAGUGGGUCAUUGUCAAUGCUGUCGGCAACUACAACAUUAAGAAGUAUGAGUGUUGCACAGAAAUCUACUCGGACAUCACAUAUUCUUUUAUCAUCCGUAGACUUCCUUUAUUUUAUACCAUUAACCUUAUCAUUCCCUGCCUUCUCAUCUCCUGCUUAACCGUGUUGGUCUUCUACUUACCUUCAGAAUGUGGAGAGAAGAUCACACUGUGUAUAUCCGUCCUGCUUUCCCUGACUGUCUUUCUCCUCCUCAUUACUGAGAUUAUUCCAUCCACAUCUUUGGUCAUCCCAUUGAUUGGGGAAUACCUGCUCUUCACCAUGAUCUUUGUCACCCUCUCCAUCAUCAUCACAGUAUUUGUAUUGAAUGUCCACCACCGUUCCCCUCGUACACACACCAUGCCAGCUUGGGUACGCAGAAUAUUUUUGGAUGUGGUGCCCAGAGUUUUGUUCAUGAAGAGGCCUGCAAAGGACAACUGCAAGAAACUGAUCGAGUCCUUGCAUGUUAGAAGGCUUAGUCCUCCACCUAGACUGUGGUCUGAGACAGAGAUUGAGCCGGCCUUCCCAAGUUCAUCCUCAGCCAGCCCCACCAGCCAGAGGGCAUCACCAGCUUCUUCCUGUUGCCACCAGCUGGAACAAACGGCCAACUCUCAAGUGAUCUGCAAGUCUCCCUCGGGGCAAUAUUCACUGCUCUGCGAGGAAUCAACUCUGACCAGCUGCCCUCGUCCUUCAAACCAAACUCAUCUUCUGGGAGAGCCCCAGACCAACCUGAUGCCCAAGGUUCGCUCUGUAAGCGUGCAACAGAUGUACACGCCCAAGGAAACCAAUGAGGCUACAAUUCGUUGCCGCUCAAGGAGCAUACAGUAUUGCUACCUUCAUGAAGAUUCUUCCCAGACCAAUGGUCAGUCCAGUACCUCUCCACAGUCUCAGAGUUGUCACGUGCAUGAAGCACAGCAGACUCCAAAUUCUCAGUGCAAAUGCAAACCCAAAAACCAAGAGAAGUCAAGUGGCACCAGUCAAGUUACCAAAACAGUCAGUACCAAAGAGCAGCAUGUGCUGCUGAUGUCUCCAUCCCUGAAGUUGGCCAUUGAGGGAGUCCAUUAUAUCGCAGACCACCUGAGAGCAGAGGAUGCCGACUUCUCUGUCAAACAGGACUGGAAGUAUGUGGCCAUGGUCAUCGAUCGGAUCUUCCUCUGGAUGUUCAUCAUAGUCUGCCUCUUGGGAACCGUUGGACUGUUCCUACCACCCUGGUUGGCCGGCAUGAUCUAA
Messenger RNA from Staurois parvus, 1857 nucleotides. Lineage: Eukaryota; Metazoa; Chordata; Amphibia; Anura; Ranidae. The record is from the annotation of a GenBank genome assembly.